AUUUGGCAGAUUGCGGAUAAAGAAAACAGAGGCUUCCUCACCCCGGCUGGGUUUGGCAUCGUCUUGAGGCUCAUUGGGCAUGCACAGGCCGGCCGGGAACCAACUCCCGAGCUGGCUCUUCAGCAAGGUCCUAUUCCACGAUUCGAUGGCUUCACACCGACCCCUGCCCCUAUUCCACCGCCGCCCGCGGUUCAGGCCCAGGCCACGGGCGCCCCAGGUCCCAUUCGCAUCCCACCGCUGACUCCGGAGAAGGUUGCCCAGUAUGCUGGCUUGUUCGAGAGACAGCCUCUUCAGGCUGGCGGUAUGCUUCCUGGAGACCAGGCCAAGCAAAUCUUUGAGAAAUCUGGUCUUCCCAACGAGGUCCUGGGUCGUAUCUGGAUGCUUGCCGACACCGAACAGCGCGGCGCCCUCGUCUUGACCGAAUUCGUUAUCGCCAUGCACUUGCUUUCUUCCAUGAAGACUGGCGCGUUGCGCGGCUUGCCCAACAUCCUGCCUGCGGCCCUUUACGAGGCGGCCACUCGCCGUGCACCGCUUGGCGCAAGCAUCCCCAGACAACAGUCCCCCACAACGGCUACACCACCCAUCUCGGCCGUCCCACGACAGCUCACCGGCCCAGCGCCCUUGCAGCAGAUGCGCACCGGAAGUCCCCUUGGCCGCCCCCCGAUUGUUGCGCAAACGACUGGAGACUGGCUGGUUACUCCACAGGACAAGGCUCGGUUUGAUCAACUGUACGAGGAGCUCGACAAGUCAAAGAAGGGAUUCAUUACUGGUGAAGAAGCUGUCGGGUUUUUCAGUCAGUCCAAUCUUUCCGAGGAUGCUCUGGCCCAGAUUUGGGAUCUGGCCGAUAUCAACUCUGCGGGCCGCUUGACCAGGGACGAGUUCGCCGUCGCCAUGUAUCUUAUCCGACAGCAACGCACCAAGCCAGGCGCCCAUACUUUGCCGACCACCCUCCCCGCCAACCUCAUCCCACCGAGCAUGCGGGCGCAGGUUGUUAGACCCCCAACAGCCACCGGCGCUUCAGCUUUUGACGCACCCCCACGACCUCAGCCAAAGCCAUCUGCGCUCGAAGACUUGUUUGGGCUGGAUGAUCCUCAGCCGCCAGCGCCAGCUCAGGUGGCUUUGGCUACAGGCGGAUCGGCUGGUGGUGAUCCCUUUGCUACUAGCAUGAGCCCUGUUGCCCCUACGUCACCAGCCAGACCGUCUCCCAACACCUCGACAUUCAAGCCUUUUGUUCCGUCCUCUUCCUUUGGCCGCGGCCUUACCACACAGCCUACCGGUGGCUCCAAUGCGUCCGCUGCAGGUUCCGUGACUAGUCUCCCGAUGAGACCUCCUGCUCCCUCCUUUGAAGACGACCUGCUUGGUGAUGCCGAGCCCGAGGUUAGCAAGAACUUGUCGAGCGAGACUACUGAGCUUGCCAACCUGUCCAACCAGAUUGGUUCUUUGACCAAGCAAGUGCAGGAUGUGCAGGGUCAACGUGCGGCUACCCAGAAUGAGCUCAGCCAGUCCAGCAUCCAGAAGAAGAACUUUGAGCAGCGUCUGGCUCAGCUGCGCGCCAUGUACGAGAAGGAAGCGCAGGAUGUCCGGUCGCUCGAGACGCAGCUUACCGCCUCCAAGAAUGAGACCAAGAAGCUCCAGACCGAGUUUGCCAUGAUUGAUGCUAGCUAUCAAGACAUCCAGAACCAGCACCGAACCGUUGUGGCGGCCCUGCAGGCGGAUCAACAGGAAAACGCAAGCCUUAAGGAGCGGAUCCGGGCAGUGAAUGCCGAGAUUGCGCAGCUGAAGCCUCAGGUCGAGAAGCUCAAGUCCGAGGCCAGACAGCAAAAGGGGCUUGUCGCUAUCAACAAGAAGCAGCUCGCCACCAACGAGGGUGAACGGGACAAGCUGAAGACGGAGGUGGAGGAGCUCACCAAGAGCAACGAGGAGCUUGCCCGCCAGGCCAACAGCAGUUCGCCUGGUUUGGCUCAAGUCGGAAGCCCGGCCCUUUCCACCACGAGCGCUAAUAACCCUUUCUUCCGGAGGACGGGAAGCACCGAUAUCACCGGGGCUUUUGCCUCGCCCCCCAUUCGGUCCUUUAGCAACCAGAGCUUCGAUGAUGUCUUUGGGCCCAGUCUGAACGUCCGUGAUACGAGCACCCCUCCUCCUCAGCCCGCCAGUGCUAUUCCAGCACAAUUCACCGGAACCUCCACUGGCAGCGGAUCAUUUGCGACACCUGGCUCGAGCAGCCCUAAUGUUAGCCGCCAAGCCACCGUCGCGACCGACUCACCUACAGUCCCGGAACCUAGGCAGAUCAACUCUACCUUUCUGCCAUUUCCCGAACCCACCGACUCCCUGAGCACCUCCCGCCAGGCUUCGCCGGCCUUGAGCCGCCCCGAGACUCACCAGGAGUCCCAACCCAUCAGGGCUGCUUCGCCUAUUGAGGCUCUCAAGACGGGACAGAGCUUUGCCUCUGGCUCGGGCUCCGACCGGCCAAGAGCCCCCUCGGUCGCUUCGGAUAAGCCUUCCAACGUCUUUGGUUCUGUUCCCGAAGAGACGAUCCAGCGUCCCGCCACCAGUGGUAACGUGGACCCCUUCGCCGUGGACCAACAAAAGGCCAAGGAGGACUUUGAGUCGGCCUUUGCCAGCUUCAAGCAGGCCAAGGCUGCCGCUCCCGCCUCGUCGGGCGCGGAUGCGACCAAGGCAUUCUCAACCUUCAACAACGAAUUCCCUCCCAUCUCGGAACUCGAGCGUGACGACGAGUCGGACAGUGAGAGUGAGCGCGGCGGGUUCGACGAUGACUUUGCGCCAGUUUCGCCGGCCACCAAGCCGGUCGAGAAGAGCAUCGAGUCUCGAUCUGCCUCCCCAACUAUCACCACCAAGUCUGCACCAGACGCUGCUGUGGCCGCGGGAUCCUCCCAGAGCCCAGCUCCUGAGCAGCAAGCUGCGAGGUACGACCAACGUCGUUUAGUCUCGUUUUCGCUCCAGCCCACCCUUCAUUAUUACACAGAGACUGACAUUAUUUGCAGCGAGAAACCUGCCGCCGCCACUACGGCCUCGUCCACUAACCUGACCAAGCUCUCCAGCUCGAAUGUAGACGACAUCUUUGGCUCAGCUCUCGCAGCCCAGCCUGCUGCCGCUGCAACGAACAACCGCCCGAGCACUGCGACUGCUCCUGCGCCCAAGGGUGCGUUUGACGAUCUUGAUGACGAUUUCGAGGGUCUCGAGGAUGCCAAGGAGGGUUCCGCCGACGAUGACUUUGCCAACAUCUCCCGGUCCGGUCUCGACGACUUCAACCCCGUCUUUGACAGCAGCCCGCCGCCAAGCCAGCCCAAGAGCGACUCGGCCGCCACCAGCGGAGCCUUUGGUGGUGAGAGCAGCUUCGACUUCGCCUCACUAUCGACCACUUCGGCCGCCAACAGCACGGCUGGUCCCGCGUCUGCUUCGGGCCCUGGCAAAGCCAAGGGUGAUGCCCACGACUGGGAUGCCAUUUUUGCCGGUCUAGAUGAGACCCCCACUGCAUCGUCAGUGACGCUGGCCAGUGGCAACGAAAACGCCAAGGAGGCUCCGGCAAGGCCGGCUGCUGGGAGGACGCUGACGGAGGAGGGGGAGCACGAUGAUCCGAUCCUGAAGAACCUCACGAGUAUGGGGUACUCCCGGACGGAUGCGCUAGCGGCGCUGGAGAAGUAUGAUAACAAUUUGGAGAGGGCUGCGAAUUAUCUUGCCAGUCAGUCUUAG
Messenger RNA from Podospora anserina S mat+, 3711 nucleotides. RefSeq lists its product as uncharacterized. Gene Ontology annotation, cellular component: plasma membrane; cytoplasm. The annotation marks the transcript as partial. The transcript is spliced from 2 exons. Gene Ontology annotation, molecular function: protein binding; calcium ion binding. Gene Ontology annotation, biological process: endosomal transport; endocytosis. Lineage: Eukaryota; Fungi; Ascomycota; Sordariomycetes; Sordariales; Podosporaceae. The record is from RefSeq and is a predicted model, not a curated record.